UGUCAACCUCCCGUUUUGUGUGAGAGAGAUACGUGUCCAUGCGAAAUAGCGUGUGGUAAAUAAAAAUGUUCGUGUUAUUUUGUACACGUUUUUGAAGAAACAUUUUUGAUCUCUUGGAAAGACAAAGAUAAAUUGCGAUUUUAAUAAUGGAACACCAUUUUCUUAGAGAGCAAGCAACAAUUACAAUAGUGUGUGCGUAAAAUGAUUGUUCCGACAAUCGCGUUUUUCUGCAAGAAGACGAUAUCGUGACCCCGUGUUUAGCGAUCGCGAACAGAUGCGAGGCAGAGAUGUUAUUGCAUGAUCGAAAGGAUGCGACCUUCGUCUCUUCCAUUAUAUCUUGUGGAAUCAUCAUCGUUUGGUGAUUGUUGUGUAUUAUGAUAACGUAUUUUUGAAAGUCACAUCGCGAUUUGCAUCGUUUCAAGAAAACAAGCUGAUGCGUCGCAUUUAUUGUCACGAGGAGCCCAUACGUCGAAAGAAAUUCGUUCACGUUUUUGUAUGUGUUAUACGAUCAAAAUUACAUAAAAAAGCUUUACAAUGGAAAGGUGGAUCACAGGAAUCAGGUCAAUAGCGGUUGUUAUUUUCAUAACAACGUUUGUGUUCGGAAGCCAGCAAGUAUUGGAGAAUCUUAAUACUGAACUGGUGGCAGAAGACGAUCCCAUUCUUAUAUUUUCUACUCUCGGAGGAUCUCUUAUAGCUGUUUCUCGAUCGUCUGGAGAAAUAAGAUGGCAACAUGAUGAUGAACCAGUGAUUAGAAUGCCCAUCAAUCUGUCAAAAACUCAAAUGCCAAUGUUUCUUCCAGAUCCAAGAGAUGGUUCUCUCUAUCUGUAUGGUAGGGACUCGGAAGCGUUGAAAAAACUACCAUUUACAAUUCCACAGUUGGUGGCCAGCAGUCCAUGCAAAAGCACUGAUGGUAUAUUGUAUACUGGGAGAAAAGUUGACACCUGGUUCAAUAUUGAUCCAACGACUGGCGAAAAGGAACAGUUUUUAACUUUUAAUCAAGCGAAAAAUUCUUGUCCUCUCAAGGCACAAAAUGCUAUUUAUAUUGGUCGUACGGAAUACAACAUUAUUAUGGCAGACAUCAAACAUAAAAACAGAAAGUGGAACGUGACGUUCUACGAUUAUUCUGCCACACCAAUGAACCCCAAUGAUGACAAUUACGACAUGGUACAUUUUACCGCGAGUUCAACGGGUCGCGUUGUGACCCUUGACAGAAGGACAGGUAAAAGUCUAUGGGAAUUAGAUAUUGAAAGCCCAGUAAUAGCGAUGUACACCGUGACCAAAGAAGGAUUGCUGACGGUUCCUUUUAGCAGUAUUGCCGAUUCGGUGGUGGAAAAAUUUGCAACAAAUGUCGUUACAAAUCCGACCGAUGUUCAGCUAUUUCCAACUUUGUACGUCGGACUGUAUCAGCACGGUCUUUAUGCAUUGCCGUCGUACGUUGACACAGGGAUAACAAUAUCAAGAAAUUUCGAGCAUCUGUUACUCGAGGGACCAUUGUCGGCGUCACGUUUUUGUGACGACGACGAAGUAUCGGGAGAUCACAUAUUCAUUUCUAAUAUCGAUAUAGCCGACAAGAGUUAUCAAACCAUCAAACACGCUAAACAUGAUAUCAUUACAUUAGGUCAUUAUAACGUACCUGCGGAAUAUAAAUCGCAGAAUCAGCCCCUUCAAAUCACCGGCCGAUCCGAUCCAAUAAUCUUGGGAACCUCGUCUUUGAAUGUCACAAGCACGAAGAUAUCUGUCGCUAUACAAACGUCGAAUGGUACUUUGCAGUCGGAAAAUGUGACGCAAUCGACGAUUUACAGCACAAGCAAAUUAUGGCUCGAUCAACAGAUAAACACGUACGGCAUGUGGCUGAAGAUGAUAUUGUUCCUCGGUUUUGUGGUCGCAAUAGAUUGGUUCCUGUUGUCCUUUCAUUCUAAGGAACAGCAGUUGUCUCAGCAGGCUUCACGUGAAAAUAGUGGUACAAAUGGCACCGAUGUGUCAGGCAAUUCAAUCAUUUUGCCAGAAGAUAUUGGAGAAGGAUUGGUGAAGGUGGGAAAAAUUAUAUUCGAUACGAAACAAAUCCUCGGCAAAGGGUGUGAAGGAACAUUUGUGUACAAAGGUGAAUUUGACGGUCGUGCCGUGGCCGUAAAACGUCUUUUACCAGAUUGCUUCAUGUUUGCUGAUCGGGAAGUAGCUCUAUUGAGAGAAUCGGACACACAUGCGAAUGUAGUUCGAUACUUUUGUACCGAACAGGAUCGUAUGUUCAGAUACAUCGCUCUAGAGCUAGCCGAAGCCACUUUGCAGGAUUAUGUAGAGGGACAAUACGAUAGGGGAAAUAUAUCCGUGAAAAAUAUUCUACUUCAGGCUACAUCUGGUUUGGCGCAUCUACAUUUUCUAGAUAUUGUUCACAGAGACAUUAAGCCUCACAAUGUUCUACUUUCUGUUCCUGGACCCCGGGGAGAAGUGCGUGCGAUGAUAUCGGAUUUUGGAUUAUGUAAGAAACUUCAGUUAGGUCGCGUAUCAUUUUCGCGGAGAUCGGGCGUAACCGGGACUGAUGGUUGGAUAGCACCGGAGAUGCUGAAUGGUGAAAGGACGACAUGCGCGGUCGAUAUCUUUUCGCUUGGAUGUGUCUUUUAUUACGUUCUCUCCGACGGCAAACAUCCUUUCGGCGAUCCGUUACGAAGACAAGCCAAUAUCUUAUGUGGUAAAAGCAACUUGACAAAGCUUCAAGAAAUAUCCUCGAAUGACGAGGAAUUAGCACUGCUGCUUAUCAAAGCGAUGAUAAGCAGCGAUCCCACAGAAAGACCACCAGCUUCGGCGAUCUGUACUUAUCCUAUCUUUUGGAGUUCUUCAGAAAUUUUAGGUUUUUUCCAAGACAUUAGUGACAGAGUAGAAAAAGAUGAAGCCGAUAGUCCGGCUUUGAUAGCUUUGGAAACCUGCGGCGGACGUGUAAUACAGUACGAUUGGAGAUUACAUGUCGAUGAGGAAGUCGCAAGUGAUCUGCGAAAAUACAGGAGCUACAGGGGCGAGAGCGUAAGAGACUUACUCAGAGCUUUACGAAACAAGAAACAUCACUACAGAGAAUUGAGUCCGAGAGCUCAAGAGAAUCUUGGCGAGAUACCUGACAAGUUUGCAGAGUAUUGGCUAUCACGAUUUCCAUAUUUAUUGCGUCAUGUGUGGUGCGCGAUGCAGAAUUUCAGAAACGAGUCAACCUUGCGACAGUACUAUCAUUCGCAAUAUACUUUUUCGAACGACAGCGAAGGAGAAGAUCCGCCGCGAAUAGAUCGAAUAGAUCAGAUAAGUCUAAAUAACAAUGCGCUGCUAUCGGUGCCGAUCACAAAGACGAACUAUAAAACAAAAUUCCGUGGUCAGAAGAAAAAACAGGUGAAAAAGAAACGAGUAGAGAUCGCGACUUGGAUGGUGGAACCACCGAACGACAAUUCUACUUAACGAUUCUCACAGCUUUUUUUAAUCAUUAGCAUCGAACAGAACAAAAAACAAGUUUUUGUAGACAUCGACCACAGUUCGAGUUGUGAUAUAUAUCCGUUUCGCGGUUCUGCUGCUCAUAUUACGGCAACGUGUGUGUCGGUAGAAAACUCUUCAUCACCUUUCGUAUAUCUCCAAAAAUCAUCUCGAAGUUUGUCUAUCAUUUCCGUCAGCAAAUUAAUGCGCACGCGAUCACUUCUAAAUUACAUCAUCGUGUAAAUAAUAAGCGCUAUUACUUAGUAGUAAUCUAUAUAUAGUCCGAUCUUACAUAUCGACGAUAUUCUCUCACUCUGUUUCACUUAAUUGUAAAUAAGAUUGUUUUCUUUUUUUUUUCCAGCGAAUUCAAUCGCUUAUACGUUGUACUUUGCAUCGGCGUAUGUAUAUUAGAGACUGCUAUGCACGAAGUUAUUCAAAGCACAAAUUCACAAUUAUAAGCACUUCGAUUAAUAAAAAAUGUUCAAUGUACUUUAUUAAACAGUGUGAUGCAUCACAACAUGCGAUUUUUCAUCGAUUGACAUGCUUAUAUUUCACGUUUGUGCAUAUAACUUAUAUAAUCAGAAAUAUAUAUAUGACGUAUAUAUAUUUCUUCUAUAUACAGUUAUGUAACUUCGUGUAUAGCGAGCUUUACUAUGCACCAGUAUAGUGCGAGUGAUGGAAUUUGUUGUAUUUUACAUGUGUAUGUACAUACUUAUAUAUGUAUAUAUAAACGUAUAUAAAUAUAUAUAUAAGUAAGAGAUAUUAUAAUUAUAAAAUCAGGCUAUAGAAAUAUCGCUUUAUCUUUAUAACGACGAGUAUAUUACAACUAAGUAAUAUAGAGGUAUAUACACACGUAAAACUUGUAGCAGCAAGUAUGUGAGUACGAAAAAGCUCUUGAGGAAGUUGAGCUCUAUUGAACUGGCCUUAACGCAAGAGCCUACUUGUAUAUAAGAUUUAUAUUUUAUUUUUAUAUUAAUAAUAUUAGCACACACAAGUGAGUAGUUGAUGUGAAUGUACGUGCAUAUAUAUAAGAGAAUAAUGAGGGUGAGAGAAUAAAGUUGGUUUAAUACAAUGGCGCCAAUAGUGUCUGCGGCCACAUUGCUUUCCGGCGUUUGAAAUCAAUUUCUGAUUGGUCAAAGAACAGCCGUUACUUUGAACCAUUUGCGUGUCAAAACCAGGCUGGGAUACGUUCCAAAAUCUUACUUUGGUAACCGAAAACUAUAGUACACGUGACGCAAAAUAUAAUAUUUUAGUAACCAAGGUAGGGUUUUGGAAUGUACCGCUGAUUGUUGGAAUCUGACUACCGGUUAAGGUUAGGUUAGGUUAAACGCAAUUACAAUGGUUACGUUCAGAAAACGCAACGGUUGAGAGAUCAUUACUUGUGAUAGGACUAUUCCUCAAAAUCUGUUACGGUUCUAAAAAUAUGAUCUAAUUAUAAGUAAUUAUCUCUCAACCGUUGUACAACUGUUGAGUUGUCUGAACGCACCCAUUGAUCAA
Molecule: messenger RNA, 4941 nt
Organism: Pseudomyrmex gracilis
Lineage: Eukaryota; Metazoa; Arthropoda; Insecta; Hymenoptera; Formicidae
Gene: Ire1
Product: serine/threonine-protein kinase/endoribonuclease IRE1
Exons: 13
Coding region: 535-3432 (965 amino acids)
Biological process (GO): protein phosphorylation; intrinsic apoptotic signaling pathway in response to endoplasmic reticulum stress; IRE1-mediated unfolded protein response
Cellular component (GO): IRE1-TRAF2-ASK1 complex
Molecular function (GO): RNA endonuclease activity; ATP binding; protein serine/threonine kinase activity
Source: RefSeq, a predicted model, not a curated record